AGUUUCUGUGCCCCAGGAGCUACGCGACAGUCUUCCAGGAUUAUGGAGUUUCUGAGCGAGAAGUUUGCCCUCAAGAGCCCUCCGAGUAAAAACAGUGACUUUUACAUGGGCGCAGGAGGUCCUCUGGAGCACGUAAUGGAGACGCUGGACAAUGAGUCCUUUUACAGCAAAGCGUCUGCAGGCAAAUGCGUGCAGGCCUUCGGACCCCUGCCCCGCGCCGAGCAUCACGUGCGCUUGGAGAGGACCUCGCCCUGUCAGGACAGCAGCGUGAACUAUGGGAUCACUAAAGUAGAAGGACAGCCCCUUCACACCGAACUGAAUAGAGCUAUGGACAACUGUAACAGUCUCCGAAUGUCUCCCGUGAAAGGGAUGCAAGAGAAGGGAGAGCUGGAUGAACUUGGGGAUAAAUGUGAUAGCAAUGUAUCCAGCAGUAAGAAACGGAGGCACCGAACCACCUUCACCAGUUUGCAGCUAGAGGAGCUGGAGAAAGUCUUUCAGAAAACUCAUUACCCGGAUGUGUAUGUCAGAGAACAGCUUGCUCUGAGGACAGAGCUCACUGAGGCCAGGGUCCAGGUUUGGUUUCAAAAUCGAAGGGCCAAAUGGAGAAAAAGGGAACGUUAUGGCCAAAUACAACAAGCGAAAAGCCAUUUUGCUGCCACCUAUGAUAUAUCAGUUUUGCCAAGGACUGACAGCUACCCACAGAUUCAGAACAAUUUGUGGGCAGGAAAUGCAAGUGGUGGUUCUGUGGUUACUUCAUGCAUGUUACCACGUGACACUUCCUCCUGUAUGACACCUUAUUCUCACUCGCCUCGGACAGAUUCCAGUUAUACGGGGUUUUCAAACCACCAGAACCAGUUCAGCCACGUGCCCCUCAACAAUUUUUUCACUGACUCUCUUCUUACUGGGGCAACCAAUGGACAUGCAUUUGAAACAAAGCCAGAGUUUGAAAGGAGGUCUUCCAGUAUCGCAGUUCUUCGAAUGAAAGCCAAGGAGCACACCGCCAAUAUUUCAUGGGCCAUGUAACAUACAGUACUCUUUUAUUUUUCUUUUAAUAGCAAAGUUAAACAUUCUUAUUUCUCAUAUUUAAAGGAUACCACAAUAAGCUGCUGUGUGUGGAAUUGCUAAAGGUCAAGAUAUUCAGUGAGACCAGCUUAAAUGAAUAGUUGUUAUUUAACAUUAAAAUCUAAGAAUGAACCUCUGAAAAGACUAAAUAGGUUUACCAUGUGCCAGUCUCCACAAACUCUGUUUUAGUAGUAAGGUUUUCUUUUUCUAUUGUACAAGUCAAUGAAAUAUGAUCACGCAACUUAUUAAAGAAUAAAUGUGUUAAACAAAUUCUUCUGUUAUAGAUUGAUUUAUGUUACUUCUGUAUAACAAGAAAUCUCUUGUAAAAUAAUACCUGAUAAAGAAGGAAAUGCACUGGGGAAAAUGUCAAGAUGCCAUAGCCGUCAGGUAAAUAUUGAAUCAGGGUGUUUUGGGGAGUUAAUUGCUCUCUCUCUCUCUCCAAAAAGCAGUGGGCAAAAACCCUGUUGCUGAGAAUUUAUUUUCAAGCCUCAUUUUUGUUUUUGUUUUUACCCUUUGAUGUUUUAGUGAAUUUCCACUCUGUUAAACAAGAGAUCUUUUAAAAUAACCAACAUUCGCAUGAGAUAUUUGGGCAUGGUUUCCUGAAGCCACAUGGCUAAAGGUGAUAACUGAAGUAUUCUUGUGUGAUUGAAAAUAUAGUCAUGGGAGCGGACUUUAUAAAUGUCAUUUUUCCAGUGAAGAAGCCAGCAUAGACUCAAUUACUUAAUCAUCACAAACAAGAAAAAAUUUAUAAACCUUGCUGUUGCUUUUAAACUAAGAUUGUGUUGAUUAAACUGUGCACAUAAACCACUAAUUAAUACUACACUGAAAGUAACAUUUUCUGUUAAAGCAUCAGUGAGUUGGAAUUUAUAUGUAUUUUGUGGGUAUGUGCAUGCUUACAUGCAUGUGUGUUUGUUUCUCAACAUAUUAUGCCUUAAGCAUGUUUUGCUACUGUGGUUUUUGCAUAGAGAAUUAAAAUGUCAGAAAGCUUUCUAAAAUUUCUGUUGGAAAAGAAGAGAAGAAAAAUACGUUGCAUCUGGAAAAUCGCUAACCCCUUUGAUUUACUUCUCCUCCCUUUACCCUGUCACAUUCCAAGCUUUUUCAGAUGAGUGAAAUGUCAACCUCCAUGAAAGAUUCUUAAGUUCAUAAAGGCAAAGUAAAUUAAUUGAAAUGAAGAUGACUUCCAUGGCUCAGAUUAGAGCUGAGCUCUUUGUACUCUGUAGAAUCUUCUUGUGGUUCCUGCAGACUUUAGGAAUAUGCUUGGGAGCUCUAAUGGCUAAAGGACAAGAAUAAAUGAAUUUUAAAAUUAAAUUUUGGAAAAAGUACUUAAAUCCCAUAAGUGUCUCUUCUUACUGGGAAGAUAUUUAUAGCAAUUAAACAUCUUUUGUAAUAAAAUUUUAAAUCAAGCUGAUGAUAGAAAUGAGUAAUGUCCUAAACAAACAUUCCCUGACUUCAUAAUACUUUAUUCUUUAUUACUUUUGUGUUCCCUCUCUUUAUUUUUGUUUCUAAAAGAAAUGUGUUCAAUUUGGCUGUGAGAAUUAUGCUUUCAUGCAAGAUCUUUUGUUAAAAGUCUAUUUAGGCAGCUGUUAAAUAUCCUUUAUGGUUUUAGAAGAGAAUGACUUAUUUUCAUAUAUAUAGUCAUAUAUGUGGUUAAUAGGAAUUUGUGAACUAAAACUUAAAACAAAAAUGUAAGAUUUUGUUUUCAAAAAUUUCACAAAUUAAUAGUGUUCAUUUUCAUUUUCUUCCUCUUUAAUUUAAAUUUUAGUAUCUCUUGGCUAGUACCAUAUAUUUUUCAAAUGAGAGACAGAAGUCAUAUUGUCAAGUUCAAAUUUCAUUUUCUUCCUCAGUUUUUCUACUCUUUUUCUCCUUAUACUUAAUAAUUAGGUAAUAAUUAGUUGGAGCUUCUAUAACUAUUUUUUCAAUUGAAACAUCUUUUUAAUUAAGGUUUUACAUCUAUAAUUCUCUGUAUAAAUAUAAUUCACAUAUUUUAAAAACGUAGAUGAAGGACUAUUUGCAAUAAUAAAAUAAGUAAUGGAAUCAUAGUUCUUGUCCUUUAUGAGUUCACAAUCUUCCUGGACAAACACAUGCCUGAAUUUUUUACCCUCAGCCAUGCCUCAAAUUGUAUUAUGGCAGUAAGAAUCUCAUGAAUUUUCCUGUGUUAACAUUCCAACUUCCUUUUUUACACAGUGAAUUUUUAUUAUGUAUUCAAGUUGCCAAAAAUAAAUAAAAUGAACUUUUGAUAUAAUAGGGUAAGAUAAAGCUAAACCAAAGUACAUAAAAUGAAUUUCCUGAAUUUUCUCUUGCUCCUUCUGAAUUUAAGUUUCAAUACUAGAAUUCAUAUUGAUGUUAUAUACUUUUCUUAAGAGAAAAAACUAAGGAAUAUUUUACUUUUAUUUGGGCUUAUUAUUGAUAGCAUUAUUGGGAGUUUUGGUACAAUAAGUAAUUUGAACCACAUGGACAUUUGUUCCUAUGGCUAUCUCAUCCCCUAUUUGCCCCUUCCAUACAUUUUCCUUGCAUACAUGGUUUAAAAGAUGCUUCUUGUACUCUUUUUCUUGAGCAACGUGGUUAACCCUUGAACCUCAUGAGGAGAGAUAAAUUUAUGGGAAAAUUAGGUAAGGUUGCAGUUUCUUAAGGAUAAAAUGAAAUUAAGAAAUGGUUUAUAAAUUUUUGAAAGUGUCUUAUUUAUUUUUAUGAAUAUUAAAGAGUAAGUAUUUUAUUCUUAUAUAAUAUCUUAUGAAAGUAGAAAAAUAAAGUCACUGCAGUCUUCGCCCUGAGUCCUGACAACAUAUCUUAAAGGAAUAACAGUUAUGUAACCUAUAUAACCUUGAGGAAACUCAUGAAAUUGUGUGUAUAAAUUAUGGGAAUG
This is a messenger RNA of Gorilla gorilla gorilla (western lowland gorilla), 3925 nucleotides long. It is a transcript of the gene ALX1, whose product is annotated as ALX homeobox 1. The record is from RefSeq and is a predicted model, not a curated record. Gene Ontology annotation, biological process: embryonic skeletal system morphogenesis; positive regulation of transcription by RNA polymerase II; negative regulation of DNA-templated transcription. NCBI's taxonomy places the organism in Eukaryota, Metazoa, Chordata, Mammalia, Primates, Hominidae. Gene Ontology annotation, molecular function: RNA polymerase II transcription regulatory region sequence-specific DNA binding; DNA-binding transcription activator activity, RNA polymerase II-specific. The coding region runs from base 43 to 1023 and encodes 326 amino acids. The transcript has 4 exons.